CGUUGACGACACAAACAAUAUGGCCGAUCAUGUCUAUAGAUGCUACCCUGAAAUGCUUUUCGAUUAUAAUUUUGUUGUUUGUUGCACAGUUCCAACAGGUAAAUAACGUUGAACGUACGAAGGCGAACAAUCUCAUAAACGUUGGCGAUUAUGAUGCAAAAACGUAUUACGAUGACUACUUGAAAUCAACCAACUAUCUGGAAAGAAGAAAGCGAUCUAAAUCUGAAGACUUGUUUGAUGACGAAGACGUUGAACGUGUUUCUGAAAAGCUUAGAAAGAAACACAUUCGUCAAAACCGACGACGAAAAAAACACAGAGGAGGCAAAAAGAAAAAAAUAGAAAAUGACAAAGAAAAAGAAAGAAAAAUAUCAGAGUCCUUAACAUCGGAGGCGGAGAGAAAUCGAGAAUUGCGUGGGGAUGCGGUUGGGAACCCAUGUGUUGCCGGUCCGUGUGUCCACGGUGGGACCUGUAUAUGGAACAGAGAUGGACAACCUACUAGCUUCCGGUGUGACUGUAAACUCGGUUACCAAGGGUCGCGGUGUGAGAGAGAAAUAGAAGAGUGCGAGUCUCUACCGUGUAAGGAGAGGGGAGAAUGUGUAGCCACAUCUAAGGGCUUCCUCUGUCUGUGUAAGGACGGCUACGGAGGCAAGUUCUGUGAGGUCAGCCAGAAAACACACACUCUCGUGACAGAGUCACACAGUGUUGGCAGGUCUGAUGGGAUCGUAAUUUCAGGAGACGUCCUCCAAACGAUUUACAUCACUUUGGGAGUAGUCGGGACAUUGCUUGGCGUCAUAAUAUUGAGUCUGUGUAUCCACUGUUGUCGGGUGUGGAACAAGAGGUUGGAAUAUACUCAAACAUGCAGGAAAAUUAUUGAAAAUGGUGGAUCCAUAUCAGAACUUCCGCCGGGUAUUUGUGAAAUCAGCAACUCCUAUUGUAGAGAAUUUUGGUGUUGCGGUUGCUGUGACAUAAAAGAUCAGAGUACUGAAUAUGACGAGCUUCUUGCUGAAUUCAAAAAUACCACCCGUUACUUACAACGACCGAAUUCUCCGAUACCUGAUUACCAACGGAGACUAGUUCAGUCGGAGGGGGCUUUUCCUAAGGUCAAACAUUCCUAUAGGUCAUUUAGAUCUCUUCCUGCCCAAAUGCAGAGUUUCACCAAAAGACCAUCUUGGCUAAGAGGUUCAGAUUUCACUAAUGACGCAGACUCGGCGGACUCCAUUAGGUCAACUUUACCUCCUCGAACACGUCCGAGGGGGCCGUCACCAUCUCGAAAAUCUUCUACAACUCCACGCAGUUUACCAAAGCAAGUGUCUUAUGAAGGAACAGAUACAGAGGGUUGGCAUGAUCGCAUUGAGGACACCAAUAUUCAUCACCAGGGAAAAUCUUUUUCUAGUAGUGAUGCGUCUCCUCACCACCACUCGGACUCCUCACAAUACCAUCGCCAUUCACUCAUCCCAAGUAGCCCGUCCCACAGUCCAAAUCGACCUUCCCAUCAGAAUCCGAAUCAACACUCCAGUCAGCCAGUCUUUACCAAAAGAGCUUCAGUUCGAAACAUACUGGCACACUUGUCGGAAACCCACCCACCCCUUCCCAACCUACCGCCUGACCAGUCGGUGUCAUCUAGUACGUUCUCUUAACCCUGACCUUGACAUUGUCAGACAAUGCAUCUGAAAUUAGACUUGGAUAGGCAACGUCAUCAUAAAAUAUCUUUAUAAUUGGAAAAACCAAUUCGAUACACAUACCGCACAAAAGAUGUUUGAAAUUAUGUUGACGUUUUAUUCGUCAAUUUACAACGUGUUUCUUGAGUUCUUUGUUUUAAUUGUAAUAAACCUGGUCGACUUAUAAGUAUAAGUUAUCAGUUUUAAUGAAUUGAAAUUAUGCGAUCAUGGUCUUCUUAUGACCAACAUCUGACACUUCUAGUUCAAGCUCAAUAGUAAUCUCAGACUAACGGUAUGACGUUCACAUUGGCGAGUUUAACCCGUUAUAAAUUUAUUAAAUUAAUAUACUGUUUAAUAACAAACUUCAUGACGACACUUCAUUCUUAAUUAAGAAAUAUGUCUCUGUAAUUCCAAUUGUGUGUCUCGAUUAUGUCGUCGCUUACUAAGAAGUCACUAGCAUAUGGAUUAGGAAUGACGAUCAAGAGGAUAUGCAGUAGGAGGAUUACAUACAGUACAUCAGAGGGAUGCACUAAACACGCGAUAACGGAAACAAGGAUACUGUGGUUAAAGGGUAGAUAAACAGCUACAGAAGGUGAAUUAAAUGGAAGGAGAGGAGCUUCCGACACUACGGAAGAUAAGAUCCAGCAAAAGAAUGCCAUUAGUUCUGACGUAUUCCAGAAUGCUCUCUGAUGUACAACCGCCGUUGCUAGCAUAUCGACGGGAUAGGGGUUUGUGUGACACACUUGUGAAUCGCAAAACAAAGCGGGAAAUUCAAGUGGAAAAUGUCUGCAACAUAUGCUGUGAAAUAGAAAAAAAAAACAAUAUAUGGUGUAUGACACCCGUUUAAGCCUGUCCAAUAAGAAAAGGUUCAACCAGGAUUUUUUGAAAGAAAUGUGAUGUAACAAUAUCUCGUGGAGAGGUCCAUGAACGAGAUAUUUACUGAACACCUACGUGACGUUCGAUCGCUUGCUGAUAAACCCAUCAACCGUCACUUUUGUGACCAUAAGGAGAACGAUGUAAAAAGUGUUGCCCGUAAUAUAUCAGCGGACAAUGUGAAGGAGUAUCGGCUUCUGCUUCAGGAACAAUGGAUACAAAUGUUGGGUACAAAAAAAUACAUAUGGCUGCAACGUGAAGCCUAUGUGUAGGUACGGUAAACUGAUAACGGCAUUAUGGUAAAAGUGUUUUGAUGACGUCAUGUUUGCAUAGAUUUGAAGUAGAUAUUGGAACAGCCAAAAUGAUGACUUGAAAAGUGAAAAGAGUCUGUUUCCUCGUCAAAGCUAAGAAGCCGAAAAUUUGGAAUUAUGGAGGCAUAUUUGUUUAUUUGUAUUAGAUGUUUGGUAUAGUUUUGGUAAGACUUUUUAUUGACCAUUCAAAACACUACCUUCUUUUCACUCCCUGCACGGCCCAAGUGUUUUGGUCUGUUAGUGUAACUAUAGAAGUACACAUUCACACAUGGAAUACACUCGAACCUGGUGAUCUCGAAGCCAAUUGGGCCAUUAAGAAACUUCGAGAUAUUCUGAGUAUUAGUGGGUAUAUUUUACAUAGAAGUUUUACCAUCGGAACCGAAUGUUUACUUCGAGUUAAACAGGUCCUUCGAACUAUCAGUGUUUGGGAUACCGAGGGUUGACUCUGAUUUAUUUACGUGAUUAUACAUUUGAUUCCAGGAGAAUUUUAACCAUAGGAGAAAUUUAGAAUUUCCUGGAGUAGAUCUUUUAAAAU
Messenger RNA from Pecten maximus, 3377 nucleotides. RefSeq lists its product as uncharacterized. The record is from RefSeq and is a predicted model, not a curated record. Gene Ontology annotation, biological process: establishment or maintenance of epithelial cell apical/basal polarity; heterophilic cell-cell adhesion. The transcript has 7 exons. Gene Ontology annotation, cellular component: plasma membrane; protein-containing complex. Gene Ontology annotation, molecular function: calcium ion binding. Bases 30 to 1637 code for a protein of 535 amino acids. Lineage: Eukaryota; Metazoa; Mollusca; Bivalvia; Pectinida; Pectinidae.